Molecule: messenger RNA, 4492 nt
Organism: Peromyscus leucopus (white-footed mouse)
Lineage: Eukaryota; Metazoa; Chordata; Mammalia; Rodentia; Cricetidae
Gene: Nr3c2
Product: nuclear receptor subfamily 3 group C member 2
Exons: 4
Coding region: 880-2859 (659 amino acids)
Biological process (GO): regulation of DNA-templated transcription
Molecular function (GO): zinc ion binding; DNA-binding transcription factor activity; sequence-specific DNA binding
Source: RefSeq, a predicted model, not a curated record
CUGCGGCUCACCUGGCGCUGCAGGUGGAGAGCGCGAGGGCACACCAUCUAGGCUGCUACCGCGUCACCACACUUUCCCCUUCUCUCCAGAUUGCCUGUGGUCUCCCCCGGGGGACAGUUGGGUAGGUGAGAGCAAGUUUGGGGCAAGGGAGAGAUUUGGGUUAAAGGGCAUCAUGCGCUGGGGUGCCCCGGGUCGUGGCCACCUCCGCGAACCCGGAGAACCUACUGUCUCUGCAGCUUUAAGGAAGCUGCCGAGUCCAGGCUGUGUCGCAGCAACUUUGUAUCAGUCAUGUCGCCCGCCUGGUGACUGACAGCCCCGAUUGCCCAAUGAGAAGCACGCCUGGCCCGCACAGCGCGGAGCCUUGUUUCCCCCUUGGCCAAUGGGAAUGGCUCCGGCGGGCGGGACAGCGACCUGAACUUUCUGGACAUGUGACCCGCUUCCAGCUGGUCCACUCCCCCUCCGGGCUUUCGCCCGCUCCCUCCCGCGGGUUCCCUCCCUCUUCUGCCCGCCCUGGCCCUGCCCCUGACCCCUCCCCUUAGCUCCUGCGCACCCAGGGUGUCAUUGGGCCCGGGAGAAGAGAGCCAACUUCAGGCUGCUCAGAGGAAGCCCGUGCAAGUCACCUGGGCGCCAGCGCUGCUGCCUCCGGCUCUCCCGCUGCAGGGGAGAGCGGCACUCGCUGGCCUGGAUGUGGUUGGAUGUAGGGGGGCUCCGCAACAGGGGUGUCGUGGCUGUGGCAAGCGCUGCAACAGGUAGAAGGCGAGAAGACGACCCCGGCCGAGGCAGUGUAUAAAGGAGCUUUAUUAUGGGAGCGAGCUUAACAGCAAGGAAACCAGCCACGCUCCUGCGUAGAAGUGGAUCCCAAGGAGAGGUUGCCCAGCUAUGGAAACCAAAGGCUACCACAGUCUCCCUGAAGGUCUAGAUAUGGAAGGACGCUGGAGUCAAGUUUCUCAGACGGUGGAGCGUUCUUCUCUUGGACCUGCGGAAAGGACCGAUGAGGACAACUACAUGGAGAUUGUCAACGUCGGCUGUGUUUCCGGUGCUAUUCCAAACAACAGUACUCAAGGAAGCAGCAAGGAAAAACACGAACUACUCCCAUGCCUUCAGCAAGACAGUAGUCGGUCUGGGAUUUUACCAUCUGAUAUUAAAACCGAGCUGGAAUCCAAGGAACUUUCAGCCACUGUGGCUGAGUCCAUGGGCUUAUACAUGGAUUCUGUGAGAGAUGCCGACUACCCCUACGAUCAGCAGAACCAACAAGGAAGCAUGAGCCCAGCAAAGAUUUACCAAAACAUGGAGCACCUGGUGAAGUUUUACAAAGAGAAUGGCCAUCGGCCCUCCACGUUAAGUGGUAUGAGCAGGCCCUUGAGGUCAUUCAUGCCCGACUCCGGAGGCUCCGUGAAUGGUGGGGUCAUGCGUGCCAUUGUUAAGAGCCCAAUCAUCUGUCAUGAGAAGAGCCCCUCUGUUUGCAGCCCGCUGAACAUGCCAUCUUCGGUAUGCAGCCCUGCGGGCCUCAACUCCAUGUCCUCCUCCACAGCCAGCUUUGGCGGUUUCCCAGUGCACAGCCCCAUCACUCAAGGAACCCCUCUGACAUGCUCCCCCAAUGUUGAAAACCGAGGCUCGCGGUCGCACAGCCCCGCACAUGCUAGCAACGUGGGCUCCCCUCUUUCAAGUCCACUAAGCAGCAUGAAAUCCCCGAUUUCCAGCCCCCCGAGUCACUGCAGUGUAAAAUCUCCAGUCUCCAGUCCCAAUAAUGUCACCCUGCGCUCCUCUGUGUCCAGCCCGGCAAAUCUUAACAACUCAAGGUGCUCCGUUUCCAGCCCUUCCAACACCAACAACAGAUCCACACUCUCCAGCCCGACAGCCAGCACUGUGGGGUCCAUCUGCAGCCCGAUCAGCAAUGCCUUCAGCUACACCACUUCAGGCGCUGUUGCUGGAGCCAGUGCCAUCCGGGAUGCGGUUCCCAGUCCAGACACCCAUGAGAAAGGUGCUCAUGAUGUUCCUUUCCCUAAGACAGAGGAAGUCGAGAAGGCCAUCUCCAAUGGUGUGACUGGCCAGCUCAACAUUGUCCAGUACAUAAAACCAGAACCAGAUGGGGCUUUCAGCAGCUCCUGCCUAGGAGGAAACAGCAAAAUCAACCCCAGUUCUCCAUUCUCUGUACCAAUAAAGCAAGAAUCAGCCAAGCACUCAUGCUCAGGCGCCUCUUUUAAAGGGAACCCCGCAGUCAACCCAUUUCCAUUCAUGGAUGGCUCGUAUUUUUCCUUUAUGGAUGAUAAAGACUAUUAUUCCCUAUCAGGAAUUUUAGGACCACCUGUGCCCGGUUUUGAUGGUAGCUGUGAAGGCAGUGCAUUCCCACUGGGGAUUAAGCAAGAACCAGAUGAUGGGAGCUAUUAUCCCGAGGCCAGCAUCCCAUCGUCUGCCAUUGUCGGUGUGAAUUCGGGUGGACAGUCCUUUCACUACCGGAUUGGUGCUCAAGGUACAAUAUCUUUAUCACGGUCACCUAGAGACCAAUCUUUCCAACACUUGAGUUCCUUUCCACCCGUCAAUACAUUAGUGGAGUCAUGGAAACCACACGGUGACCUGUCAUCUAGGAGAAGUGAUGGAUAUCCAGUCCUAGAGUACAUUCCAGAAAAUGUGUCAAACUCAACUUUACGAAGUGUUUCUACUGGAUCCUCAAGACCUUCCAAAAUCUGCUUGGUGUGUGGGGAUGAGGCCUCUGGAUGUCACUACGGGGUAGUGACCUGUGGCAGCUGCAAAGUCUUCUUCAAAAGAGCCGUGGAAGGUAAAUGUUCAUGUGGGUGUUCCCUUUAUGCAUUCCUCUUUGAGUGUUCUUUGCUUGCACAGUCCACUUCGCAGUAUUACUGAGAAACUCAUGCAGAAUGUUUUUGAUGUAAUCUCUUAAUGAAUAGUAAUGAUAACUUAUCUUAAAAACUACCAGAGAUUUUUUUCCACUGAGCGGCAUUUACUAAGAGCUGUUGAAGUCACCAGCAGAGCUUGUUGGUCUGAAACAAGAAUUCUGGGUCAGUGUGCAUUCGAUCUGCAUGUUGUAGAGGAGUGUUUUUCAGUAGUCACACAGAAUUCUUAUUCUCCCUCUCCUUGGUAUUUCUCUGCAAAUAUAUGCAUUUGUGCAAAUUAAAACAUUAAUAUAGGAUGCAGGCUCAGAUUUAAAUCAUGUGUUGUUCAAUUAUUCAAACUCCAAGUUCCCUCUUUCAUCCUUUAUUCUUGCUGAAGGUUUCUGUGUGAAUACCAUAAAUGAAAAGUUUGCCUGGGGUUGAACGUGUAUGUGUAGACUAGCUUUGGCUUCCAUCCAGGUAAACAAGUACUUCUUAAGUCAAUAUGGCUACUUCUUCCCUUUACCCUCACUGGCAAGCAGUUAAUUAACAUCAGACUUAGGCCAGAUAGUUUUAUUAAUGUUGAAAAUUGUGUGAAUGUGGAGAGUUCUCACUCUUACUGGAAGAAUUAUUUUGUCAUUGACAUUUAUGCAUCUAAGAAGCUCCACAUGAAGACCCUGUAAGGUUAAAUUCUCAGGGAAAUUUGAGGAGAGAUAAGCUGGUGCCAUGGGGACUUGGAAAAGCAAUAUCCAUGGUUCACCUUUUUUUUUCUGCCAGAGAUCACAGUCAUAUUCUCAGUUCUGCAGUGUGAAGUUACUUGACUCCUAGGUUGAUUUUACAUUAUUUGAUUGAUACUUUUUUUCCCAUACAGUUAUGGGAUUGAACCCAGGAUCUCAUGCAUGUAGGCAAGUGUUCUACACUGAGCCACACCCCAGCUGAUUUACAUUCUCAAUUAUCUAAUAGUCCCAGAGUGCAGCAUGGAGUUAGUAAUAGGAGUCGAGUCGUUCUCUCUCAGUAGAUGGAUUCUUGUUACAAAUAACAGACACUUCAUCUCAAACUGAUUGGAGCCCAGAGGAAACUCUUUGGCCCUUAUGCUGGAAAAGUCCUAGCACACAGACUUCAUUUGUGUGAGCCGCAGUCCUAUGCCAGGCUGUUCGAACUCCCUUGGCCAUUGGGUUUGUUCUGGCUCUAGCCUGCCCAUUAUCUCUUGGCCUAGAGACAGGGCGACCAGGCCUCCAUUUAAGGCAGGUGGUUUGUUCCUGGUGUUUCCUAUCAAGGUCCCCACAGAGCUGCCUCAAAGUGAAUGUGGCUCAUCUUGCCACUCUCCUCACCAUGAGGGAUGCAGAACCAGACAACCUGAGCUCCAAGACUCAGAGUUUGACAAGGGUGCUGCCCUGAGAGAAGGUAGAGUCUGGUACCAGAAGGAAGUUGAUUUUCAGAAGAUGAAAAAAAAAAUAGAUUUUUCACAAUACCAGAGGUAUCAAUCUGGUUUUCUUUCCCUCGCACACGAUUGGCUCAGUGUAAGAUAAAUAGGUAAAUCGACUGCUGGCUCCUUCCUAAUUACUCUCGGCCCCUUCCGCCCCAGACCUCCUCUUCCUCUUCUCCCUAAUUAGUAACUAAGUAAGUGACACUGAAAACAAGACUUAGGGGAGAAGAGCAGGGUGGAG